UUCUCUUUGAUUUGCCCCUGAUUUGGCAUUUUGAGGUUAAAGUUGUUAUGGUAUUUUCAUUUAAUUUAAAUUCUAACUUGUAAGUUAAUAAAAUGCACCAAGGUGGAUGUAAUAAAACAAUAACUUACGCUAAGUGAUAAACAUAACCGAAAUAUAUAAGUUAAUUCAUUUAUUCAUGGAGGAGACAACUAAAAAUGAACCAAAAAAGAAUGGGUUCUCGAAUGGUUUAGUCAAAGCAAUUGAAUUAAAAUUAGAACGAAGUUAUCAAAAUGUUACUGUCUUGGAUUUGAGUCGAAUAUAUAAUAUACAAGGUAAAGAUGAAGAUAUAAAACUUCCGCCGGGUCUGAAAGAAUUAUGCCUGUCGCAUAACAAAUUGACUUACUUACCUGAAUUCGUCUUAAUUCAAGUAAAUUUAAAAAUUCUGGAUGUCUCCCACAAUUGCAUAAAUAAUUUCGAUGAUGAACCUAAGUUUUGUAACACAUUAGAAGAAUUAAAUAUUUCCAAUAAUAAUUUGAAAGGACCACCACUCUGGAUUUGGUUGUCUACCCCUCGAAAUUUAGAAAAACUUGAUAUCAGCUGUAAUCCAAAUAUAGCUUCUACACCAAACUGUGACAAGUUUCUAAAGAUUCUAGAUUCCACAACUCUACUUACACAUUUGAAUAUACAUCAUUGCAAAUUAAGAAAAAGCUAUGAUUUACUGACAACAUUUCCAAAAGUAAAAAUGUUAAAAAUUGGAGAUGAAGAUUAUAAUCAUCACUACAUAUGUAAUAAUCUACUAGAAGUGCCAUGCAAAAGCUUGAUCAAAUGCUGUGAUAUAGAAUCAUUAAAUCUAUGUAAUACCAAGUUGUAUACUGUGAACUCUGACAUAGAUAUUUAUAAAAAUAUGAGACAUAUAGAUUUGUCUUUUAAUUAUAUACACAGUUUACCAGAUGAAUUUUGUAAUUUAUCAAACUUAGAAGUAUGCAUAUUAUCUUGCAAUAAGCUAUUAUAUUUACCUGACAAUAUUUACAAGUUAACUAAACUUAAAAAGCUGUUGCUAGAUAGUAAUGAACUCUGCAUGUUGCCUAUAAAUUUAGAUCAAUUAACAAAUUUAAGAAUUCUUGACUUGUAUGAUAACAAUUUGUAUGAAAUUCAUUAUGAUAUCACAAAUCUAGAUGAAAUAGACUUUGCUCAGAAUUAUUUUGAAGAAGUACAAGAUAAUGAAUAUGUUAUAAAAAAGCAGAGGUUAAGACUGAGCCGUGAUUUUAGGAAUGAAGGAAGGAAAUUAGAAGAAAAGGAAUCAAAUGAUGAGUUCUCAGAUGAUGAUGAUCUAUCUGAGGUGUCUGCAAGCAAAGAAUGUCCGAAAUCAGAAUAUGAUCCGCCAAGUUCGCCAGAAGAUUGGGAUUCGGAUGAUUAUUGGAUACCACAGUAUUAUAGGACUAUGACACCACCAAUGUCACCAUGGGCCUACUUCGUAAAACAGAAAAUAGACGAGGGCAACUUUUGUCCAAUAGAUGCACAUCCAGUGUCUGUUGUGGAAAAAGUUAAAUACGAGAAACUGUGCAACCCUGUUGAAGAGCAUGAGUCCGAUGGUCAGUUUGAUGACUGUACCGAUGAUGAAAGCUGAUUAGUAACUAAAAGCAAUAAAAGAAGACAUCUGCUUGCUAUAGUAAUUCCUACAAUAAUUUGACAAAGUACAACUUGUAUGUGCCUUAGUUGAUAUUUGAUAAAAAUCUGGCCUAAAUUGUGACAAAUUGUUAAGUUUCAACUCAUUUAAAUGUUAACUGCCAGUACUGGAUUCAUAUGACUGGUUUCAUAAUAGAUUUUAUAUUCUAGAACCUAUGUUAUAUAAUUUCUGUGAUGUUAUUCUGCAUAAUAUUUAAAGAGUUAAGGUUAUGAUUUUUGUUUACUGAAGUCGAAUAUUUAAUUACAUUUGUUCCCACUCACAUUGAGGGGCAGCACUAGAUUUAAGUUAAUCCAAUAUCCCAAGUAGACAUCAGAUAUUAAGUUAAAAGUUUACAUGCCAAAACAAAGAGUCAAUAUGAUUAUCA
Molecule: messenger RNA, 2030 nt
Organism: Manduca sexta (tobacco hornworm)
Lineage: Eukaryota; Metazoa; Arthropoda; Insecta; Lepidoptera; Sphingidae
Product: malignant fibrous histiocytoma-amplified sequence 1 homolog
Exons: 3
Coding region: 176-1606 (476 amino acids)
Molecular function (GO): protein binding
Source: RefSeq, a predicted model, not a curated record